Molecule: messenger RNA, 915 nt
Organism: Amphibalanus amphitrite
Lineage: Eukaryota; Metazoa; Arthropoda; Thecostraca; Balanomorpha; Balanidae
Exons: 2
Biological process (GO): DNA replication, removal of RNA primer
Molecular function (GO): nucleic acid binding; RNA-DNA hybrid ribonuclease activity
Source: RefSeq, a predicted model, not a curated record
AUGGUCGUCUCGGGAGAGAAAACCCAGGUCCUGGUGCUCUCGCAGUGGCCGAAGGACGCAGUGGACCUGUCCAUCAGGGUGGCUGGAGCGAGAGUUGAGGCCCGCGAGACUCUCAACCUGCUCGGAGUAACGCUGGAUCGCCUCCUCCACUUCGGCCCGCACUGCAAGAGGAUGCGACAGAGAACCCGACCGAGACUGCAACACCUCAGGAGACUGACGGGCAGGGACUGGGGGCUGGAAGAGCGGCAACUCCGCAUCGUGGCCAACGGCUACGUCAGAGGCGCGCUGGAGCACGCCGCCGCAGCGUGGCUACCGGCCGCGUCCCCCUCCCACGUAGAGGUACUGGAGAGGGAGAUGAGGGAGGCCGCCCGCGUCAUAACGGGCUGCACGCGCUCAACCCCCACCGAAGCCCUGAUGGCGGAGGCAGGACUGGCUCCGGUGACGGCCCGGAAAACCACCCUGGCGGCGCGAUUCCUCGCGAAGUGCGCGACCUGGGCCUGGACGGACGGAUCCGCCACGGGAGGAGUGCUGGACGGUGGAGCGGGCGGCUAUAUCGAGUGGCCCGACGGGGAGAGCCACGAGCUCCGCGCACCAGCGGGCAAGCUCUGCUCGAGUUACCGAGCGGAGAUGGUGGCACUCCGCGAGACACUAAACUACAUCGGCAACCACACUGAUCAUGAGGAGGACCCCAUCAUACUGUGUACCGACUCGCAAGCAGCUCUAUCUGCCCUACGGAGUGGCCCGGCCGAGCAAAGGACGCAGCUGAACCGAGCUGUCUGGGACGCUCUGGCCCUGGUGUCCGACAAUGGAGAGCGGCAGGUGCUCCUACAAUGGGUCCCGUCCCACUGCGGGCUGCCUGGGAAUGAGAUGGCCGACAGCCUGGCCAAGGAGGCGGCAUCUCUCCCCCAAGAGCAG